AUGACAACGGCAAGUAAUGGUAGUGCAACAAAUACGACUGUGGUAGCGCUCUCUCACCAAGCGCAGUACUGUGGACCGUAUAAAAUUGAGAAAACACUUGGAAAAGGUCAAACGGGUCUUGUGAAGACGGGAACACAUUGUAUCACUGGUCGAAAAGUUGCUGUAAAAAUUGUUAAUAAAGAGAAACUUAGUGAGUCAGUUCUUCAGAAGGUGGAACGCGAGAUUGCAAUAAUGAAAUUAAUUGAACAUCCGAAUGUGCUUCAUCUUUAUGACGUUUAUGAAAACAAGAAAUAUCUGUAUUUGCUACUAGAACAUGUUAGUGGUGGUGAAUUAUUUGAUUACUUGGUCCGGAAAGGUCGCUUGAUGGCCAAAGAAGCACGAAAAUUUUUUUCGACAAAUUAUUUCGGCUCUGGAUUUUUGUCACGCUCAUAA
Molecule: messenger RNA, 432 nt
Organism: Loa loa (African eye worm)
Lineage: Eukaryota; Metazoa; Nematoda; Chromadorea; Rhabditida; Onchocercidae
Exons: 4
Coding region: 1-432 (143 amino acids)
Biological process (GO): intracellular signal transduction; microtubule cytoskeleton organization; protein phosphorylation
Cellular component (GO): cytoplasm
Molecular function (GO): ATP binding; tau-protein kinase activity; protein serine/threonine kinase activity
Source: RefSeq, a predicted model, not a curated record